Molecule: messenger RNA, 1560 nt
Organism: Aspergillus lentulus
Lineage: Eukaryota; Fungi; Ascomycota; Eurotiomycetes; Eurotiales; Aspergillaceae
Biological process (GO): proteolysis; cell-cell adhesion
Cellular component (GO): phagocytic vesicle; protein complex involved in cell adhesion; cell surface
Molecular function (GO): polysaccharide binding; N-acetylgalactosamine binding; oligosaccharide binding
Source: RefSeq, a predicted model, not a curated record
AUGGAAGACACCAGAAUAUGUGUUGAGCUUCUGCCGCCUGAUAAUGAUUCAAGGCUCCCUCCCACCAAUCUCGUGCCGCCUGCUUGGGGCUCUGGGCCAUUGGAGCUUGCAAUGGACAAAUCUGCUUACUGGCGCCCAGGAACACAGCUUCAUGUUAGGUUCCUCUCUGGAAGCGUUUUCGUGAAGGAAAAGGUCAAAUAUUUUGCUCAGACAUGGGAGCAGCACGCCAAUAUUGACUUUGUGUUCGAUGAUUCGCCAAAUGCAGAAAUCAGAGUUGGCUUCGUUCAGGGCGGAGGCUCAUGGUCCUAUCUUGGGAGACAUAAUCUCAAGAUUCCACCUGACAAGCCAACCAUGAACUUUGGCUGGUUUGAUGACAACAGCACCGACGAAGAAUUCAGCAGAACCACCAUUCACGAAUUUGGUCAUGCUUUAGGAUGCAUUCAUGAGCAUAUGAGCCCUGCCGCCUCUAUUCCUUGGGACUUCGACAAAGUUUACAAAUAUUUUACGGGACCACCAAACAAUUGGACCAGGGAAGCUGUUGAUCGAAAUCUUUUCAACAAAUAUGCACCUUCAGCGGCAUACUACAGUAAAUUUGAUCCGCUUUCAAUAAUGCUGUACCGAGUCUCAAAUGAUUUGACGCUCGGAGACUACGAAACCCCUAACAACACAGUGCUCUCGUCCACAGAUAAAAUGUUCAUUCACUCGUUAUAUCCAGAGCAGACGCAUAAUAAAGCUCAAUUCAGCACCCAAGAAUUCCGUCCUCCGUCAAAGUCCAAAUUGUUGAACGCAAUGCAGGUUAAUUUUGAGCCCAAAUACCCCGAACCUCCAGCCAUUGCUGUUGGCUUGACGGAGCUGAAUAUUGGCAAAGACUUCAAUGUCCGUAUAAAAGCAUAUGCUGAUCGCGUCACACAAAGCGGGUUUGUUGUUCACGCCGAUUCCUGGUCUAAUACUAUUCUUUACUCUGCGGGAGCUGCCUGGUUUGAGGUUGCCAGCACCGACACCGAAUUCCAAGUUGGCAAUUUCAACACCCUAGAGCUUCACCCGUGGAAUGAGGCCAAACCACAAAAUACACAACGUGUUGUUUUCGAACGUUCUUUUAAGGAGCCUCCUAAAGUUGUGGUCUGGCUCCAGGGAUUCGAUAUGGAUAAGGACAAGAACUGGAAGAUUGCAGUUCAUGCAUCAAAUAUAUCCAAUGAAGGAUUCGAUAUCCAUAUCGACACAUGGGGAGGAGACAGCACACUCUACAGCGGCUCUGCAUCCUGGAUCGCGUAUCCCGCAGACAAGGAGCGCAUUGUCAGCGGGGUCGCGGAUACUAGUAUGUUCCAAGACCCGUCCUCCCAAGGACAGUACAAAGGAGGGAGAGUGAGCUUUCCCAAGGGAACAUUCGACCGAAAACAUCGAGUAUAUUUGGCUCUAAAGUCAUUUAAUUUUGUUAGUAAACAUGAUAUGAGGCUCAAGGCUCUUGCAGAAAACGUCUCGAAAGACGGAUUCGAUUGGAAAGUUGAAACGUGGGGAGAUAGUGUUCUGAAUGGCGCAGGCGUUUCAUAUGUGGUAAUUUAA